AUGGUAGAAGAUGAUGUUUCACCACCAUUAACCAUGGUUCUUUGUGUAUCAGAAAUAAUCAAUGAUAACAUCACUCCAUCAACAACAUUAUCUUUGUCAUCAACAUCCUCCUUUCAUAUGAUGAAACUUAAAUUAACUGAUGGCUGCUUGAAAUUUGUAUGGGUUUGUGGAAAACAUGGUGGAAAAGCACAGGCAUUAUCAGUAUUGAAUGCAACAAGUCCUGUAUAUUUGAAGUUGUCGGGAAAUUCAACAAAACUAGCUCAUUGGGAUUCCAAAUUUGGGUUUAGAAAACUUGAGAUAUUUGCCAUGUUGAAGAGUCUUACAUCAGAUGGUGGAUCUGUUCCUGUAAUUGAUGUUAUAAUAAUGCAAAAUGUUGAUAGUAAAUAUGCAUGCCAUCAAAAUGAAUAUGUUAUGGUAUUGGUUGUACUGGCAAUUGGGGAAGUUAAGAAAAAGGUAUUAUGUGGAAUCAGCAUGGAAACACAAAUUGUAAUAGCUACAGAUAUGAGUGGACAGCUUGUAUUCAUUGAGUUCAUUCGUACAAUGUUAGCUCAAACAGAAGUAACGCCAAAUCAAGAUUCAUUAAAUUAUAUUCCGAAUAAUGAUUCAAUAACAUCAAAGAUAGAUCCCGAGGAAUUAAGUCGUAUCCAAAAACUUCGUAAUAUUGAUGGCGAGGGAGCAAAAAUGGAUAGUAUGGAUUUGGAACGUGAACGUGGAAUUACAAUACAAUCAGCUGCCACAUAUUGUAAUUGGAAAUGGGGGAAUCGUGGUGAUUAUAAUAUCAAUAUAAUUGAUACUCCAGGUCAUGUUGAUUUUACUAUUGAGGUUGAACGUGCACUUAGAGUUCUUGAUGGUGCAGUGUUGGUUUUAUGCGGCGUAUCGGGCGUUCAGAGUCAAACGAUUACUGUGGAUCGUCAAAUGCGUCGUUAUAGUGUUCCAAGAAUAUCAUUUAUUAACAAAUUGGAUAGAUCAAAAUUACGAAUUUCUGCAGCAGCUGUACAAAUUCCAAUUGGUAUUGAAGAUAAUUUAAAAGGUGUUGUUGAUUUAAUUGAAUGGAAAGCUAUUUAUAGCGAAGAGAUACCUGAUGAAUUGAUCGAUUUAGCAAAGAAAAAGAAACAAGAGUUAAUUGAAGUGUUGGCUGAUGUCGAUGAUGAAAUGGCUGAUAUAUUUUUAAUGGAAGAAACUCCAACUGCUCAACAAUUGAUGGAUGCUAUUCGCCGAGCAACCAUUUCAAAUAAAUUUACACCAGUAUUAAUGGGCUCUGCAUACAAAAACACAGCAGUUCAACGUGUUCUUGAUGCAGUUUGUGCGUACCUUCCAAAUCCAUCCGAAGUGGAAAAUACAGCAUUGGAUAUUGAUGAAAAAGAAGCAAAAGUCAAUCUUAUUCCAUAUUCGAAAAAUCCAUUUGUAGGUUUGGCAUUUAAAUUAGAAGAUGGAAAGUAUGGUCAAUUAACAUACAUUAGAGUUUAUCAGGGUGCUUUGAAAAGAGGUUCAACUAUAAUUAAUAUCAAAACUACGAAAAAAGUCAAAGUUCCAAGACUCGUUCGUAUGCACUCUAAUGAAAUGGAAGAUGUUGACCAAGUUGGGGCUGGUGAAAUUUGUGCGCUUUUUGGUAUCGAAUGUUCAUCUGGUGAUACGUUUACUGAUGGGGCAGUUCAAUAUACUAUGACUUCCAUGUUUGUUCCUGAUCCAGUAAUCUCACUAUCGAUAACUCCAAAAGUAAAAGAUUCCGUUAAUUUUUCAAAAGCACUUAGUAAAUUUCAAAGAGAGGAUCCUACAUUUAGAGUAUCAUUUGACCCAGAAAGUAAAGAAACAAUUAUAUCAGGAAUGGGAGAACUUCAUUUAGAAAUUUAUGUUGAACGCAUGAGAAGAGAAUACAAUGUUGAUUGUAAUACUGGAAAACCACAAGUAGCGUUUAGAGAAACUAUUACCAGGAAAACUAAAUUUGAAUAUACACAUAAGAAACAAACUGGUGGUUCAGGUCAAUAUGGUAAGGUGAUGGGAUAUAUUGAACCAUUGGUAAAAAGUCAAAGUGGUAGUGUUGGUGAUGAAGAGGAGGAAGAGGAGGUUCCAAUUUUUGAAAAUAGAGUUGUUGGUGGUCGUAUCCCAUCUAAUUUUAUACCAGCUGUUGAAAAAGGAUUUCAUGAUGCGUUAGAGAAGGGCACACUAAUUGGACAUCCAAUUAAUGAUGCUCGAUUUGUACUUGAAGACGGAGCACAUCAUGCAGUUGAUUCAUCAGAAUUAGCAUUUCGAUUAGCGAGUUUUUAUGCAUUUCGCGAAGCUUAUAAUAGAGCGAAUCCAGUAAUUUUAGAACCAAUUAUGAACGUAUCAAUCUCUGCACCGACUGAAUUCCAAGGAAUAGUUAUUGGUAAUUUAAAUAAAAGAAAGGGUUUGAUUAUUGAUACAGAUAUUCAUGAGGACUAUUUUGUUGUGACGGCUGAAGUGCCGUUAAACAAUAUGUUUGGUUAUUCAUCUGAUCUAAGAAGCGCCACACAG
Molecule: messenger RNA, 2493 nt
Organism: Entrophospora candida
Lineage: Eukaryota; Fungi; Glomeromycota; Glomeromycetes; Entrophosporales; Entrophosporaceae
Source: the annotation of a GenBank genome assembly